GGAGGUUUUCAAGGUCAUCUAUUGAACAAAGGACCGGAUUACUUGACUUGCACCUUUUUUUUUUUUUUUUUUUUUUUUUUUUUUUUUUUUGCUUUUGCUUUUAAACCGUGAGACUCCUCGCGAAACCAAGAAACUCAAAAGCGGAUUAAGCCUCUUGCUAUUCCCCGAAACCUUGUUUAGCUUACUCUCCGUAUUCCCAUCCCCCUACCUGGGAUUCUUGAAAAGGAAAAGGGGAGGGCCUGGUUUCUUUUUUCUUCUUUUUUCUAGCACUUUUUGUUUUGUUUUACAACCAUCACAGCUGGCCCUCUUUUUGUGGCUACUAGUUCUCUCUUACCAGAGGGCACUUGGCAGGCGAACGGGGGACAUAGAUACGCGGGACGGAGACUCGCUUCGCACACUGACUACAAGUUUGUCAGAGCAGACGGCAGGUUGAGGCCAUGGCGCUCAAGCUGUUGACGGCUGUGGCCCUUGUUGGUGGCGCCGGAUGGACUUACACAACGCAAGAAGCGUGGUCCCGAGGGCUGUUCAUCAAGGCUGCCGCAGGAAUAUGGUUUGCGGAGCUGUUUCUAUACGCCAUCUACGAGCUGUUUGUGUAUCCAAACUUUUUCUCGCCAAUAAGAAACGUGCCCACGGCCCCGGGAGGGCAUUGGUUGUUGGGACAUGGAAAGCAAAUCAUGGCCUCCAAGCCCGGUGCGCCAAUCAGAGAAUGGGUGACGACUGUUCCCAACGAGGGACUUAUACGGUACUACUGGUUCUUCAAUACGGAGCGUCUGAUUGUCACCUCCCCCAAAGCCCUGGGCGAGGUGCUCGUCACAAACAACUACGCCUUCAGGAAGCCCGAGAAUGUGAGGUCGUUGCUCGGCCGCCUCCUGGGCUAUGGAUUGCUUCUCGCAGAGGGAGACGAGCACAGGCACCAGCGGCGCAACCUGAUGCCCGCCUUUGCGUUCCGCCACAUCAAGGAGCUGUACCCUCUCUUUUGGGACAAGGCGCGAGAGUCUGUCCAGGCCAUGAUGAAGGAAUGCGGCCAAGAGGGACAGACGGACAUGGAGGUCAGCGAGUGGGCGUCGAGGGUGACGCUCGACAUCAUCGGCGUUGCUGGCCUGGGCAAGGACUUUAACGCGAUCCAGGACGAGAACAGCGACCUUGUGCAGACGUAUGGCUAUCUGUUCAAGCCAAGGCCGCCGGCCAAGUUUCUGAUCAUGCUGGCCACUCUCGUGCCGUCUUGGCUGAUCUACCGGCUUCCGUUGAAGCGCAACCGAGACGUCAACGACGCUGCCAGGAAGAUUAGAGCCAUGUGUCGGGACGUCAUUCGGGAGAAGAAGGAGAAGAUGAUUGCAAACAAGGAGCGUACAGACGUGGACAUUCUCUCUGUCGCGCUGGAGAGCGGCCAGUUCUCGGACGAAAACCUGGUCGACCAGCUCAUGACGUUUCUGGCCGCCGGCCACGAGACGACGGCGACGGCGCUGACCUGGGCCAUCUACUUCCUCUGCUGCCACCCCGAGAUGCAGACGCGGCUGCGCGCCGAGGUCCGCGAGAGGCUGCCCUCGACCGACGACGCCGGCGCCAAGCUCGCGAGCCAGGACAUUGACCGCAUGCCGUACCUCCACGCCGUGUGCAGCGAGGUGCUGCGCUUCUUCAGCCCCGUGCCCGUCACCAUCCGCGAGGCCUCGUACAACACCACGAUCCAAGGCGUGCCCGUGCGCGAGGGCACCCGCAUCGUGCUGGCCCCAACCGCCGUCAACGUGGACCCCAAGCUCUGGGGCGCCGACGCCCUCGAGUUCAACCCGGAGCGCUGGAUCUCCAAGAACAAGGACUCGGAGGAGAGCAACAGGCGCGCGGCGAGCGGCGGCGCGGACAGCAACUACUCCUUCAUGACGUUUCUGCACGGGCCGCGGAGCUGCAUCGGCCUGACGUUUGCGACGGGCGAGUUUGCGUGUCUGCUGGCGGCGUGGAUUGGGCGCUUCGAGUUUGAGCUGGUGAAUAAGGAGGAGAUGGACAUGGAGAAGAUGGACAUCAAGGGCAAUGUGACGGCGAGGCCGGUCAAGGGGCUGCAUGUGAAGGCGAGGGCGGUGCCGGGAUACUGA
This is a messenger RNA of Trichoderma atroviride IMI 206040, 2084 nucleotides long. RefSeq lists its product as uncharacterized. Lineage: Eukaryota; Fungi; Ascomycota; Sordariomycetes; Hypocreales; Hypocreaceae. Gene Ontology annotation, molecular function: oxidoreductase activity, acting on paired donors, with incorporation or reduction of molecular oxygen; monooxygenase activity; iron ion binding. The record is from RefSeq and is a predicted model, not a curated record.